Messenger RNA from Peronospora matthiolae, 249 nucleotides. The record is from the annotation of a GenBank genome assembly. Lineage: Eukaryota; Oomycota; Peronosporomycetes; Peronosporales; Peronosporaceae.
AUGGCGGACACUGUCUUGAAGCAUCGAGCUGAGUUUGCCUUUGCUCAGCUCGAGAACGAGAGAUCUCUGACAUCUCUUCGUGACGAGCUAAGGGUAGCUCGUGGGAUUGUUGAUCGGUCUCGGGAUCAGAUAGCUGCUCUUCAGACCCUUGUUGAUGCCCACCAUCGGGAGCACAAGGCUCUCUGCGAGAUGCUUGAGAGCAAGGGCGUUCUUCAUCGGAAGAAGCAGCGUACUGAUGGUACGGCUUAA